AAACCAUCUGCCAGUGGAGACCCAGUGAACUUGGCUAUGGGGAAGAAGCUGGUGAUGGCCCAGAAGCGCGGAGAGACGCGAGCCCUCUGCCUGGGGGUGACAAUGGUAGUGUGUGCUGCCAUCACCUACUAUAUCCUGGGUACCACUGUGCUACCUCUCUACCAGAAAAGUGUGUGGACCCAAGAGUCUACCUGUCACCUGAUUGAAGCCAACGUCAAGGACCACGAUGAGCUGGAGGGCAAGAAGGUGCCCCGGUAUCCAUGCCUUUGGGUCAACGUAUCAGUUGUGGGCCAGUGGGCCAUUUUGUACCACACAGAGGACACUCAGGAUCAAAACCAACAGUGCUCCUAUAUCCCUAGCAACCUGGACAACUACCAGAUGGCCCUGGCUGAUGUGGAGAAGGUCAGAGCCAAUUUCCAUGAGCACCAUGCCUUCUACUGCUUCUCUGCACCUCAAGUCGAGACCAGCGUUGUGUAUCGGCGCCUCUAUGGGCCCCAAACCCUGCUCUUCUCCUUCUUCUGGCCCACCUUCCUGCUGACUGGUGGCCUCCUCAUUAUUGCCAUGGUGAAACUCAACAGGUCCCUAUCCAUCUUGGCUGCUCAGAGGUAG
This is a messenger RNA of Arvicola amphibius (Eurasian water vole), 609 nucleotides long. It is a transcript of the gene Kcnmb1, whose product is annotated as potassium calcium-activated channel subfamily M regulatory beta subunit 1. Lineage: Eukaryota; Metazoa; Chordata; Mammalia; Rodentia; Cricetidae. The transcript is spliced from 4 exons. Gene Ontology annotation, molecular function: calcium-activated potassium channel activity; potassium channel regulator activity. Gene Ontology annotation, biological process: potassium ion transport; detection of calcium ion. The record is from RefSeq and is a predicted model, not a curated record. The coding region runs from base 37 to 609 and encodes 190 amino acids. Gene Ontology annotation, cellular component: membrane; voltage-gated potassium channel complex.